Molecule: messenger RNA, 1038 nt
Organism: Aspergillus sclerotioniger CBS 115572
Lineage: Eukaryota; Fungi; Ascomycota; Eurotiomycetes; Eurotiales; Aspergillaceae
Product: alpha/beta hydrolase
Exons: 1
Coding region: 1-1032 (343 amino acids)
Molecular function (GO): hydrolase activity
Source: RefSeq, a predicted model, not a curated record
AUGGCAUAUCCUUACCCCUACUCCCAGGCGACGCAGCAUGAUUCGAGGAUCAAGAUUCCACGACCAGGAAUCGAUCCCACCCUAGCUCCUAUCAUUGAUUCAUUCAUGGUCCCUGAAGCAUUAGAUCUAUGCCUGAUGCGUGGGACAUCUGGCGGAGACGACCCAGACUUUGUCUACAAUGCCACCACCAUCCUUAAAAGCGCACCACACCUCCAGCAUACAGAGUAUUCCAUCCAAGGCCCCGAUGGCAACCUCGUUAUUUUGUCAGUCUUUGCCAGAAAUGAACCCAUCCAGGCUGCACUGCCCGCCCUGUACCACAUUCAUGGCGGUGGCAUGAUCGCCGGUGACCGUUUCACAGCCCUCCCUGAAUUACUGGAUCUUCUCACAGACACCGAAUGUGUCGUCGUGUCAGUCGAGUAUCGCCUGGCUCCCGAGACACGCGCCCCGGGUCCGGCGGAAGAUUGCUACACAGGCCUCGUGUGGAUGUCUGACAAUGCAGUCCAGUUGGGAAUUGAUCCAGCCCGGAUUGUCAUCUGGGGCAUGUCGGGUGGUGCAACCUUGGCAGCGGCCACAUGUCUAAUGGCCCGGGACAGAAAAUCUCCGAGGAUUCCCAUCAUGGGCCAGAUGCUGGUGUCGCCUAUGCUCGACGAUCGAUGCAACAGUGUGUCAGAUCAGCAGUUUGAAUACGGCAGCCCGUGGUGCGGGGUCUCGAAUCGCAUGGCGUGGACUCAUGUCCUCGGCGAGGACCGUGGAACCGACAAGGUUUCACCGUAUCAGUCGCCGCCCCGUGCUGACGAUCUGUCAAACCUUCCUGCAACUUACAUUGAUGCGGCUGAGUGUGAGGUCUUUCGCGAUCAGGCUGUCAUGUACGCCAUGGCAAUGUGGCGUUGUGGUUCCACCUGCGAGUUGCAUAUUUGGCCAGGUGCCUUUCAUUUGUUUGACGGUAGGGAUGAUCCUGCAGUGCCUCUGAUUCAUGCGGCGGUGGGAGCGAAGCGUGAUUGGCUUCGUAGGGUUAUGCAGCCUACGGGAUAGAGUUGG